GACAAUGACAUCAUGAACAUGGCAGAAAAAUAGAUAGGAAAUAUAAUCAGUUAAUUCAUUUGAUGCCAGUUGGCGAAAAAUCAGCUUUGUUAUCGACCUAAUUAAAAGAAGCAAAAAAAUGCCUAUCUGAAGAAUGGAUAGAACUUUUCAAAGACAAGACAGUGUUGCAUAUAGUUCCAGUCACUCAAGUUUGGAUGGCAUACCAUUUAAAAUUGGACCAAAUUUUACACAGAAACACAAGGUUAUCAGCCCAAGAGACUUUAAGAAUCUGACCAGAGCACAUGCAGUGGAGGAAGAGUAUGACUUCUCCUUAGAGGAAGGAGUCCUGAAAUGGGCAGAUGAGAGACAAAAACAACUUGCUGCCCAGCAACGAGCAGAGGAAGAACGUCGAGUGAGAGCACAGCAGGAGGCUGAUGAUAAAAGCUCGGACUCGGAUCAGUCAGAGCAUGAGUAUGAAAAUGAUGGGUGGCAAAAUAACAAAGUCAUCUCUCCACCCGCGGCAGUGACACAGGCUCCAACCAGACCUGUGUUACCAGCUAUAUCUAAUGAUAUCUUGACGCCUGUAGAUGUUUCAUGUCAAAAUGACUCUUCCAACCAAACUAAUUCGGAUUCACAGAAACCUGUGGAUUUUUCAUUGUUUGAAACAGAGGAUGAUCCCUUUGAUAGAUUUGAGAGGUUGACUCUGAAUGACUUAACUGAGUUAAAAAGUGUGUUUGACAACAGUGGUAAUGCAAAAGACACAACUGGAGGGUCAAAGAAACAAGAAACUGUGUAUGAAAACACAAAGAUAUUGAACAAUCCUCCCAAUGGUGUUGUGACAUCAAGCUCUUCUGUAAAUUCAGUGACUGACAAAGAAGAUGGAGGGAAUUAUGUUGAAUUGGAUAUAACAAAGAAGCCAGAACGGCCCAACGGAAAUGUCAAGAAUAAAAUUGUUAGAAAACAAAAAACAUACAAGGGUAAAGUCAUACCCCCAGUUCCUCCACGACCAAGCUUGGCUGCCAAAAGCCCCCUUCCACCUAUAGGAAUAGGAGCUAAUGACAGUUCAGCACCCAGUGGCACUGGAAAAUCAACAAAUCCCUUUAAACAAGAUGAGACUGAUGGUUCCCAUGAAAAACCAGUGUGUAAAAGUGAAUUCCAAUCAAACACUUAUGAAAAUGUGAGUGUUAUGAGUGAUCAACAGUCUGUUAGUUUUUCAAAGGCACCAACUUUUGGCAUUGUUAAUGAUACUGAUGGUUCAUUACAAAGUACCAAUCCAUUCCUACCUACAAAUCAACAACCAAAGGAGACAUCAUCUAAAAACUCUAAAGCAUAUGUAAAUGUGGCUCCUGUUAAACCUUUUGGGGUUCCUCAACCCAGACUGACCAGUAGUUUACCAGAUCCAUCAAGUAACCAGAGUCAAGAUUUACCCCUCCCACUCACAAUCUCACCUCCACCAAGACCCUCCUCCAAACAGGAUCCACCAGGAAACAUACAAGCAUCAUGGAACCGCUAUUCCCCCUUACCUCAGCCAGCUCAGCCUGGAUUUAGAACAGGAAGUCCUAGUUCCUUGACAUCAGGAAGUACAACAGACUUGAAGAUGGUUGUAAAUGUUGACCCGUACAAUAAUUUACCACCAGAUUCCAAGAGAAUUGUUGAUAGUGUUGUUGGAAUGGGCUUUUCCAAGGCUGGUGCAGCCCGAGCUGUGGAAAAACUUGGUGCAGAUGAGAAAGAGGUCAUUGAGUACCUUUGUGUUGUUGGGAAAUUUACUGACAAAGGACAUGAAGUUCACAGAGUGGAAGAAGCUCUUUUUCUGUUCAAAAAUAACCAGGAAAAGAUUGAGAGGUUUCUAGCAUUGUUCAAACAGUUCCAAGAGCUGGGAUUCCUUGAUCACAGAAUCAAAGAAGAACUUGUGAAGAAUGAUCUGGACAGUGAUAAGACUUUAGAUUCCCUCACAGCAUGAAUAUCAAAGCAAAAAUUUGUGUACUAGAAAGUCAGGCAUGUUAACAGUGGUCAGAGGCCAUACUUCUGCAAUGAAUGUCAUCAAGGGUUAUUCUUGGGUUACCAACAGGUAUCUGAGUACAGGCAUGUGACACUGAUUGAUGUAAUUAACAAUGCAAAAUUAAAAUGGAAUCAGAUUUUAUAUAUUAUAUUACUGUACUGGGAAACCAUUCAUGUGGGAUUAAUUUUUGUUCUUUUCAUGGUAUGAUUAGAGACCAACAAAUUUAUAUCCUUCACAAAAUUUUAAAAUUUCAAACUACUGUAUCAUGUUUACCUCUUCAACAUCUACCUUUUUUCUCAAACCAUAAAAACUUAACCUCAUGAAAGUAAGUGAUUUUACAGUAUCACAAGCUGACAUAUCUUUCUUGCUUUUUUAAUAUGGAUAUGGAGUGCACUGAUUUCAAUUAUUGUUAUUAUUUGAAUUCAUACAUGUGUAAAAUGUGCAUGCAUGCUCAUUGGUACCUCUUUCUUGAUCAUGGAAGUCAAAAAGUGACAUUAAUGUGAAAUCGUCAUUAUUUGUGGGGGACCAGUGUUCAUUGAUUUCAUGGGUCACUCUAACCAUGAAUUUACGUCCCCACCAGCAGUAACAUGUUAUCCACUAAGUAACAUCCCCACGAACCAGUAAAAUUUUCGUUGCAAAUGAACAUUCCCCCCACAAAUAAAAAUGACUCCAAAGUAGGGUCACAUAGUCAAAUGUGUGUCCUCUAUUGCUUAAGAAAGGCUUUGAGUUUGGUUGUUGAUACUGCACCAUGGGUUGGUCUCUGAAAGAACUUCACGUGGAUUCAUUUGAGGGAUCACUGGGUCAAAAGAGAAUGGCUUCUUUUGCAAAAAGUAGAAUUUUGGUUCUGGUGCAGUUACAAGAAUGGAUUAGGUUAGGAUAUUCAAACAUGCACCAUGGGCUGGUCUGAUGAAGAAUUCAGCUAGGAUUGCUUUUGGGGUCAAGGUUUCCAAAGGUGCAGGUUUUGCUUCUAAUUUUUUUUUUUUUUAAAGAAAGCAUUGGAUUUUGUUAAAUAUAUAGCCAAAAUAUGAACUGAGAAACAGUUUUUUUGCAUGGUCAAAGUCACUGGGAGAGAAGGAUGAAAUUUUUAAUUGUUGUUACAUAGAAGCCUGUGACAUAAAGUGUUAUAUGUAUUCUUAAAAUUUGUUGGAAAAAUUGUUGUAGUACACUCAGGUGACAAUGAAGGCCUAUAGGCUGUUUCGAUUGUUUGUAUUAUACAGAGACUUGUCAAAGUGAAGGAACAGUAUUUUACUUAUAAAAACUUGAAAGGUGAAUGGCAUAGAAUCCUCUAUUUUAUGAUACCCAAGCCAAUAAAUGGCUGGGGCAUAUACUAAGACUUUCAAAAUUUCUUUUAAUUUAUUGUUUUCCUGUGUGUUUUUUUUCCCUGUGCUUUAAGAUAAUGAGCUAAUUUUUGGUAUUUCUCUUGAUAUUAACGAGUUUUAUAUUGAUUGAUCCAUUUUUAUGAAAGUUAUGGCCCUUGGACUUUGAAAAUUUCUUAUAAUUCACAGUAUUGCAUACCUUUUUUUUAUAUAUAUUUUUGCUGUGUUUGUAGAUAAUGAGAAUAUCUUUGGUUUGUCUCUUUAUAUUGCUGACUUAUAGAUCAAAUAUAAAAUACUGAUUGACCUUUUUUUUUUGUGAAAGUCCUUUGAACUUUGAAAAUAUCUAGUUACUCACUGUUUGGGGACUUUUCAUUGCUCUGCUUAUUAGUGAUCACCAUUUCACACAGCUUAUGUUGUGGUUAGAGAACUGGUUCCAGAAAACAAAAGCAGUAGUAUGAUAUUUUAUUUUUGUGCCAUUUCCACCCAUUGUUAUUUUCACACACUUGGACUUUUCACAUACUUAAAAUUUGUAUGUCAGUGGGGGUAUUCAUUUCACCCUGACAUAUCUAGUUCGCUGUGUAUCAUUUCAGUAUUGUGAAGUGUUUUCAGAUAUAAUGUUGUGUUUCUUGAUUUUAGUCGAUCUAAAAAUUAAUACAACAUGAGGGAAAAUUCUCUAAUCACCUUCAUAAGAAAUGGAUGCAUACGAAUCUUUAGCAACUCCUUGUCACAGUUUGGCUGCCUUAAAUGUGUUCACUGUGUAAUCAUUAAAAAUGAUUUGAGCCACUUGGUUAUAAAACAUUGCUUAAUAAUAACACAGAUAAAAUGAAUAUGUUUGUUAUGAUUUCAUGAUUUUCAAUUGCUAAGCACUACUCAUUCACACAAUUUGCAUGUAUAGCAAGAUGCCAUGUUGAUACGGGGUGAUUUUUUUUUAUACAGUUCCAGAGAUAAUGUUACAAGUACUUUUAUCUAUAUGUGUUACAUAAACACUAUAGUUAAACAAAUUCUUUUAAUCUAAGAUAUAUAUACAAAGAAAACUUAUUUUGGCGUCAUAUACAAUUUUAUAUGAUUUGCUCAGCAUUUUUGUCUCAGUUUACAAAUAUAAUACGACAUGUAGCAUACUUGAUUCUGAUCGAAUCCCAGAACACACAGUUUCAGCCUGGCUUGUCCAUUAGCAUAAAGUAACUCAGCAAAUAUGUAAAAGUUUUAUGCAAUCAAAAUUGUUGAAAAAUGAUUGCAAGUUUAAAAGUUAUACAAAAAGAUUUUUCCAAAUAAACUACAUUAGUUCCAUUACUUUUGUUUUGCAUAAACAUCAGGAUCGUCAAAAAAGUAAAGUCAUUUCUUUAUUAUGUCUCCAAUAUUUUGUUUUCAAGUUAUCUUGAACACAGUUUUUCUGAAUUGGUUACAUGCAUGCUCAAAAUUUUCCAGCUCGAUACAGAUGGUUGGAGCACAAUUCUCUGCUGGUCUCAACUCAGGUCAACCCAGGCAUGCCUGAUUGUCAGAAUCAAGUAUGCUAAUAUAUUUGUUAGCCUCUGGAAGUGGUAGUAUUUAGUGAAACAUAUUUGAAAAUCCUAAAACUAUUUGGAGAGAAUAUUUCAUUUUAAGCACAAAUAGAACAAUUGAAUUUCAAUUUGUCUUUAAACCAGAAAUAGGAAAAACUUAAUGUGUGUUUGUGUUUUAAUCAUGUUAAUGGUACCUAAGGAACUACUGCUAUAUUAGAUAAAUGUAAUUGCAUGUAUGAUGUUCCCUUGACAACUUAUGAUAUGUGUGAAACUGUUAUUGUACUUUAUCCAAAGCUCUGUGAUAAACUUGUUUUUUCCUCUGUAGUCAAAAGGGACAGGAUACAUGUAUCUUACUACAUGUACAGUGAAACUUUUUUUAAAAAAAUUCCUGAAUGUGUUUGUGUUCUAACAUAUCAUUGUGUAUAUGUAGUACAUGUAUUUGACAUUGUUCUUUGCUCUGUUUAAAUGUAAGAAAGUUUUGUUCCUGGUGAUAUGUUUGUGCAUUGAAGCUAUUGUGUUCCAGAAUUUUUAAUUUUCUUGCAAAAUUUGAUGCCUCCUUGCCUUAGCUGUUGUUCAAGAGCAAGGGUUCACAGUCAGCCUUAUUAAGCCCUAGCUGUCCAAUUCUGAAAAAAAUGAAGACAGGUACAUUUUCUGAAUAAAAUCUAAAAUGACGAAAGGCCCCAUGAGAACUACAUAACUACCCCAGUAAUAAUAGCAAUAUAAUCUUCAAGUUUUCAUCUACAUUCUAACAUAAAUUGCAUCAUUGUUCCCAUUUCAUUAAAAUUUUAUCAAAAAAGGUCAGUUUUUAAAACUCUAAAAUUUUAAUAAAAGCACAAUCUCUUUGCAGCAAAAUUUACUACAAAGUUCAAGUAGAUUGCUAUUUUAUAAGCCCAAAUGACAGGGCCAUUUUGCAAACCUAGCUCUUUGUUGUUAAUUUUGUGAUUAUUUAAUGAUUGUUAUAUACUGGUAUGUAUACCUCAGCAUACAAAAAAGAAAUCCCAUGGAAAGUUAAAACCUUGAUUUCCAUUCUAAGAAAAUUGUCAAACUUCUUUGAGGCUUUUGUGUCUUGUAUUUUGUACAUAUUAUUAUAAUCUAUAAAUAUAUUUCCUUUAGCUGGUUACAAAUAAAAGUUUUCUGUUGCAAA
Messenger RNA from Saccostrea echinata, 5937 nucleotides. Its product is annotated as ubiquitin-associated protein 1-like. Gene Ontology annotation, cellular component: ESCRT I complex. The record is from RefSeq and is a predicted model, not a curated record. Gene Ontology annotation, molecular function: ubiquitin binding. Gene Ontology annotation, biological process: ubiquitin-dependent protein catabolic process via the multivesicular body sorting pathway. NCBI's taxonomy places the organism in Eukaryota, Metazoa, Mollusca, Bivalvia, Ostreida, Ostreidae. The transcript has 9 exons. Bases 134 to 1939 code for a protein of 601 amino acids.